Messenger RNA from Monodelphis domestica (gray short-tailed opossum), 5517 nucleotides. It is a transcript of the gene IL36R, whose product is annotated as interleukin 1 receptor like 2. The record is from RefSeq and is a predicted model, not a curated record. Lineage: Eukaryota; Metazoa; Chordata; Mammalia; Didelphimorphia; Didelphidae. Gene Ontology annotation, molecular function: interleukin-1, type I, activating receptor activity. Gene Ontology annotation, biological process: regulation of inflammatory response; signal transduction.
CAGACCCUCUGGUGCAAGGAGAAUCCCUGUUUAAACGUGACAAAGUGAUGUGAGCUCCCAAGUUUGCUCCUUGUCCAGUCACGCCCAUUGAAAUGAAGACACUGGGAGAGGCCCUGGCAGCUACUCUCUUCACAGACAAACGAGGAAGCAGCAACAGCAAGGGAGGCUGAGACGCCUGCUUCUGGACUCCUUGGAUGGAAGGAAGUGGCGUCCGCUUCCCCCAGUGUGGGGGCCAACAGGUGUAUGGAGGCUGACCAUGCACAAUGCAGAGUACUGGAACUAGGUUUCCCUUGGAGGAGAAGGCUAUGCAGAAUCCAGCUUUGCCUGAACACCUUUCUCCAGGGACACGGAGGCAGUCUUCCAGCUGCAAACAUCUUCACCUCUGGUUGGUUCUCUGGAGCCCCACCCUUUGGCUCUGGCUGCUCCCUAGGGCUUCUAAAGCCGGAAAAGCUGAGUGACUCCAGAUUUCUAGAAUUGGCUCCUAAGCACGCCUUGUCUUCUCUGUGACCCAAAUAUGGUGAUUCUGUUCUGGCUUCUUCCUGGUUUCAUCUUAGCUUUUCUUCACGUUACCAGAGCAGAGGAGUGCGAAAUCAGCAAAGAAAGUAGACAAUUUGUUGCAGGGCAGCCUUUUGCACUUUCUUCCACAACCAACACAAUGAAGUACGGUAAUGGAAAUGUGACUUGCUAUAAAAAUUCUAGCAAAACUCCAAUAACUACAAACAGAAAUUCCAGAGUCCACCAAUAUCUGAACUGGAUUUUAUUUCUUCCUCUGACAUCGGAAGACUCAGGAAUAUAUGAAUUUGUCAUAAGGGAUUUAGAGUGCUGUCAGAGAAUCUCCAUGAACCUAACUGUUCAAAAUAGGAAUAGUGGUUGGUGUGGUGAUUCCAACAAAGACCUAGCUGUGCUAGCAUAUAACAGCAACUACCAAACAUUAAAUAUAGGAAUAACUACCAUGCUUAAAUGCCAUAUAAUCACCUUCCCAAACAAGACUUUGAGCCCAAUACAGUGGUAUAAGGAAUGUAAACUUAUUGAAGAUAAAAAGAAAUUUUUACCUAUUGGAUCUGAUCUCUAUAUUCAAAAUACAACAGCUGAGGAUGCAGUAACUUAUUCAUGCAAAACAAAGCUAACAUACAUGGGGAAACAGUAUGAUAUUUUAAAUAGAAUUUCUACAAGGACACGAAGUAACACAGAAGCAAGGAAAAUACCAGAAAUUUUCAGCCCAAAAAAUAAUUCCAUUGAAGUACCACUUGGUUCUCCUCUUAUCGUGAACUGUAGUAUAAAAGACUGGAAAGGGAAUUCACAUCAUAGAAGUUGGAAAGUCAAUAACACUUUUGUAGACUUUCUCAAUUCUAGUCGAAUUAGAGAAGGAGUUGAAACAGAGGUUGCUUGUGGUGAAAAAUAUAUCUUCUAUACUGUAAAUAUCAGCUUCUCAGAGGUAAGACAAGAAGAUUAUGACCGUCACUUUACAUGUCUCUCUGGAUCAUCAGCAGCAUUUAUUAUGCUCAAGCAUCCAGCUCCAAAUGUUCAAGGGUACCUGAUAGGAGGGACCUUUGCUGUAUUGUUUGUGAUUAUGUUUGUAAUGUGCACCUACUAUGCUGUCAAGGUUGACCUUGUCCUUUGGUAUCGGAGCACCUUUCAUUCUGCUUUGAGUGGAGAAGAUGGCAAGCUCUAUGAUGCUUAUGUCUUGUAUCCAAAACCUAAAACUGAAAGCCAAGGACAACACAUGAACGUUUUGGUGCUGAAGAUCCUGCCUGAAGUCUUGGAGAGACAGUGUGGGUACAGAUUGUUUAUAUUUGGAAGAGAUGACUUACCAGGACAAGCUGUGGUCAAUGUUAUUGAUGAAAAUAUAAAGCUAAGCAGAAGAUUGAUAAUCAUUUUGGUCCCAGAAUGUUCAAGUUAUGGUCUGUUAAAGAACAUGUCUGAAGAACAGAUUACGAUCUACAAUGCCCUCAUCCAGGAUGGAAUGAAAGUCAUACUCAUUGAAUUAGAGAAAAUUCAAGACUAUACAGACAUGCCAGAAUCCAUUAAAUACCUUAAGCAGAAACAUGGGGUGUUGCAGUGGAAAGGAGACUCUAUGCAGGGAUUGCAUUCAGCGAAGACAAAGUUCUGGAAAAAUGUAAGAUAUCGCAUGCCACCUAAACGGUACCCAUGUUUCACUAAAGAACUGAACCUUUCAAAUCAGAAUGAGAUAAAUACUAUGCUCUAUACUGAAUGAUACACAGCCUACUUACAUGGCUUUGUUUCUCAGUAGUGACUAUGUGCUAUCAAAGUUUAUCAUUUUGAAAUCACUUUGAAAGAAAUAUUUAACUUGGGCUUGUUUGUCCCCAGAUACUUGCCUCACAGGUUUUCCAUGAUGGAGACCAAAAUAUUCUUCACAUUCACUUCUGUAAAUAAAAAUGUGAUAUUCCAAGAUAGUUCCAUUUUAGAGGCAAAUAAGAUACACAGUAGUAAAUGAUUAUAGUAACAUUGUGUCAGAUAAAUGUAAAACUUUUGGAAUAAGUCAAAGAAUAUGAUUGGGAAGGUUGCUGUACAUCAAAUUAAAACAACUAUCAGAUUGCCUAAAACGAUAGGUGGGGGAAAUGACAAAUAUUGCAGUGGAUAUGGAAAACUUGGGACACUGAUACACUGCUGGUGAAACUAUGAAAUGAUCUAAUCAUUUUGGACUGCAAUCUGGAAUUAUACCCAAAGAGCUGAAACACCAUGUAUGGCUUUUGACCCAGUGAUACUUCUAUUAGGUCUGUUUCCCAAGAUGAUUAAGAAUAAAGAAAAAGAACCUAUAUGUUCUAAAAUAUUCAUAACGAGUCUCUUUGUGGUGGCAAAGAACUGGAAAUUAAGGAGAUAGCCAUCAAUUGGUGAAUGACUAAACAAAUCAUGGUAUUUGAUUGUUAUGGAAUACCACUGUGCUAUAAGAAAUGAUGAACAAGUUGAUUUUUUAAAGGCAUGGAAAACCUUGCAUAAUAUACUGAGGAAUAAAACAGAGCAAAGAGAAUGUUGUAUACAGUAUCAGUAAUAUUCUUCAAAGAGUAACUGUGAAUGACCAAGCUACUACAAAAGACUUAUGAAGGAAUAUGAUCUCCAACUCCAGAGGAAAAAAACUGAUAUAUAAGGUACAGUUUCACAAAUAUGAUUGUGGCAAAUGUUGGCCUCUACUGUAGGACUGGGAGGGAAAGAUAAAAACAAAUGUAACAAAAAAAUAUAUUUUUUAAAAAUGUUACCAAUUACCUGUAAUAACAAAUUUCCACUUAAGUUUUCUUAAGUUUCCUAUGUGCUUUCAUCCACAUUCUGAUUCCAACAGUUCUUUCUCUAGAGCAUUCUUUCUCAGAAGUGUCCUGGGUUAUUGUGGUACAUGAGAGUAGCUAAGUCUAUCACAGUUGAUCAUUCCACAACAUUGCUGUUAUUGAGUGCAAUGUUCUCCUGGUUCUGUUUAUUUCACUCUGUAUCAGUUCAUGGAAGUCUUUCCAGCUCUUUCUGAAAUCAUGCAGUUCAUCAUUCCUUAUAGCACAAUAGUAUUCCAACACCAUCAUAUACCACAAUUUGUUCAGUCAUUGCCCAAUUAAGGGACAUCACUUUAAUUUCCAAUUCUCUGCCACCACAAAAUGAGCAGCUAUAAAUAUUUUUGUACAAGUAUCUCCUUUCCCCUUUUUUAAGAUCUUUUUGGGAUAUAGACCUAGAAGCAGUAUUACUGCAUCAAAAAAUAUGUAUUGCUUUAUGGACCCAUGGGCAUAAUUCCACGUUGCCCUCCAAAAUGGUUGGGUCAGUAUACAAAUCCACUAUCAAUGCAUUAGUGUCCCAAUUUUGCCACAUAUUCUUCAGCAUUUAUUAUUUUCCUUUACUGUAAUAUUGGCCAUUCUGAUAGGUGUAAGUUGGCACCACAGAUUUGUUUUCAGUUGUAUUACUUUAAUUAAGAGGAAUUUAGAACAUUUUUUUCAUAUAGUUAUUGAUACUUUUGAUUUCUUCCUCUGAAAACUGCAUUUUCAUAUCCUUUGAUCAUUUGUCAAAUGGAGAAUGACUUUUUUCUUAUAAAUUUUAUUUAGUUUUUAGUAUAUUUCAGAAAAUUAUAUAAAUUUCAGAAAUUUAUCAGAGAAAUUUGUUAUAAAUUUUCCCCAAAAAAUAUGUGUUCAAAAACAUUCAUGGCUGUGCUCUUUGUGGUGACAAAAAAAACCAUGGAAAAUGAAGGGGUGUCCAUCGAUUAGGGAAUGGCUGAACAAAUUGUGGUAUCUGAUGAUGAUGGAAUACUAUUGUGCUGAAAGGAAUAAUGAACUGGAGCGAUUCCAUGUGAACUGGAAAGACCUCCAGGAAUUGAUGCAGAGCAAAAUGAGCAGAACCAGGAGAACAUUCUACCCAGAGACUGAUACACUGUGGAACAAUCAACUGUAAUGGACUUCUGUACUAGAAACAAUGCAAUGGUUCAGGACAAAUCUAAGGGACUUAUGAUAAAGAACGCUAUCCACACCCAGAAAAAGAACUGUAGGAAUAGAAAUGAAAAAGAAAAAAAACAUAUGCUUGAUCACAUGCCUCUGUGGGAAGAUAAUUGGGGAUGUUGACUGUAAAUACUCACUCUAUUACAAAUAUUAAUAAUAUGGAAAUAGGUUCUGAACAAUGAUACAUGUAAAACCCAGUGGAAUGUCUUAUUGGCUACAAAAGGAGGGAGGGAGCAAGGGAGGAAAAGAACAUGUAUCAUGUAACUAUGGAAAAAUAUCCUAAAGUAAUUAAUUAAAUUUAAAAAAAUUAAAUUAAAAAUGUCCCCAGUUUGUGUUUCCCUUCUAAUCUUGCUUAUAUUGGUUUUCUUUAUAUAAAACCCUUUUAAUUUAAUAUGAUCAAUAUUAUUCAUUUUUACAUCUUGUAGUGUUCUCUAUCUCCUAUUUGGUCAUAAAUUCUUCCAUUCUCCAUAAAUAUAACUAAUAAACUAUUUUAUGUUCUGAUAAUUUACUUAUAAUAUUACCUUUUAUAACUAAAUCAUUUACCCAUUUUGACUUUAUCUUGGUAUAGGAUGUGAGAUAUUGAACUAUACCUAAUUUUUACCAUACCCUUUUCCAAUUUUCCCAGCACUUUUUGCCAAAUAGUGAAUUCUAAUCUCCCAAACUAGAAUCUUUCAAUUUAUCAAACACUAGAUUGCUGAGUUCAUUUACCCCCUAAUCUAUUCCACUGACCCUCCAUUUUAUUUUUUAGCCUGUACCUGAUUGUUUUGAUAGUUAUGACUUUAUAGUACAGUUUAAGAUCUGGUACUGUUAGGCCGCCUUCAUUCUUCCAGAUGAGUUUUGUUAUUAUUUUUUCUAGUUCCAUAAAAUAUUUUUGCUGGUUUUAUUGGUAUGGCACUGAAUAAAUUAAUUUAGAUAGGAUUGUUAUUUUUAUUAUAUUAGCUUGACCUAAACCUGAGUAAUUAAUGUUUUUCCAGUUUUCUAGAUCUGUUUAUUUGUAUGAAAAGUGUUUGGUAAUUGUGUUUAUAUAAUUGCUGUGUUUGUCUUGGCAAAUAAAUUCCCAUGUAUUUUAUAUUGUCUAGAGUGAUUUAAAAUAGUU